Messenger RNA from Macrosiphum euphorbiae (potato aphid), 645 nucleotides. The record is from the annotation of a GenBank genome assembly. NCBI's taxonomy places the organism in Eukaryota, Metazoa, Arthropoda, Insecta, Hemiptera, Aphididae.
AUGAGGAAGCUAGAGCUAGAUGGCAUAGGUGAACAGUUGACAUAUAUGUCAAUAGUUACUAUUGACUGGUAUAGAGCUGACGGUAAGUGUCAAAAACUAAUUGUAACUUCAGUGGACAAUGGUCCAUUACAGAAUUUGAUUAACUGUGCAAAUGCGUAUGAAAUGUGGGAAAAACUUCUCGCUAUUCAUGAACCAAAAUUCAAAACAAGUAUACAUUUGUUUCAACAGAAAUUUUUCAGUUAUUCACUGGAGGCGACUGAUGAUAUGUCGACUCAUAUUGCCAAAGUAGCAAAUUCGGGAAUGAGACUGAAGCAAUUAGAGGAACCAGUAACCGACAAUAUGGUUAUGACGAAAAUAUUAAUGGCUUUACCUGAUAUGUAUAAUCAUUUUUACAGUGCUUGGGACUCUAUCCCAGCAGUUGAUAAAACAAUUAAUAAUUUAACAAGUAGAUUAUUAAUUGAAGAAUCAAGGCUACAACAAAGAAAUUGGUCAGUAAUGGAAAAUCAAAAAUCAAUAGAACUAACGGAAAAUAAUCCAAAGAAGGAUUGGAAAUCUGGAAAUAAAAAUAAAGCUACUAGAAAACCAGUAAUUGCUAUUUUUGUAAAUUACCAGGGCAUUGGAAAAUGCAAUUCAGAAAAUACUUAA